Molecule: messenger RNA, 2562 nt
Organism: Postia placenta MAD-698-R-SB12
Lineage: Eukaryota; Fungi; Basidiomycota; Agaricomycetes; Polyporales; Adustoporiaceae
Exons: 6
Coding region: 1-2562 (853 amino acids)
Source: RefSeq, a predicted model, not a curated record
AUGCCAUCCAAUUUGCAACUCACCGAGGACGAGAAAGGCACACUCAAGUACAUCAAACAAACGUUAAAAUCGGAGGUCGAUCAUUUCUUUCGCAAGGUGUCCUUCAAGGAUGACGAGCACUGUCUACUCCCCGAUAGUCACAUACCCCGGUACAAUGAAGAGAAGAAGCAUGUCGGCUGCCUUUAUUACCUGUGCACAAGCGCUCGUCCGCCGCCUGGCUCAGGUCUGCUGGGGGAUGUUUGGAUAAUCACUCAGCCAGGAGCAGAGUCUGUGCACUUUCGCGACAAGUCUGGUUGGGUUAAAUGGCAACAUAACAACCACGCCAUGGACAUGGCACAUCCCCUUUUCAGAGACAGGCGUUUAUGCCUCGGAACGAGAGGCCUAACAUGGGUCACGCUCGGCAGCGUCCAGUCUGUCCGCCAACGAUGGGUGGAAUACAGGAACGUGAGGAUGAGCGACUACCAGAAUCUCCCGAUCCCCGAUAUAGUAAAGGAUGUCGUGAGGCUCAAAUCAGCAUCGUUGAGUUCACUUCCCGGUGUCAAAGCCCGUCCUAUAGACGACAGCACGCGAUUGAGCCCUCAAGGACAGCGACUUGAAACGCAAUCUUCUCUGAAAGCAGCGCACACCCCAUCAGGCCGUACAUCGUCAUCACUUGAAGUGCCGAAACCCGUCAUUGAACGUGCCUCGCCAACAAUAGCAGCCGAUACUAAUGGUGCAAUCCCUUCUGCAGCGCGAAGAAGCCUUGUGCCGCCAUCUCGAGGGUCCGGUUCGCCCAAGCCUCCGGUCGCGAAAACGGCACGCAAGCCAGUACUCGACUCCGCCCCCGCCAAGAACAUGAUUGGUCCCCCCAUCACCCCGCGCGGUUUAACGACUGCAGGCACCCUUCCCAAUUUCAAGCUCAAGGCCGCGGGCAGUGCGGUGUCCACGCCUGCGUCGUCGCGACCUACAACUCCCCAGGAUACGCUCUCUCAACCAGCAUCGCCCACUAUCCACGGUCUUUCGAACAUGUUUUCGAACAUGAUGCCGCGCGCAGGAUCGAGUAAUGCUUCUUUGACGACGAAUAUCCAGCCAUUAUGUCUCCCUCCUUUCUACGCGUCAGGGUCAGAGCCUGCACGGCAUGAGCAAGCUCGGAUCCGACACCCGAUACCAAGCUCGCACAUUGUUCGCAACCCGCCACAGACAUCUGCAUCGCAAUCACAGUCGGGUUCAACCGAUUCGCGCAAGCGAGCAGCGUUCAUAAAAGAUGAAGGCCAGAGCAUGACAUCGCUGUCCCUUAGGGCGGAUGCUUCGUCGGAGCGACCAGCAAAGCGUCUAAAGACAAAUGGCCCCGCGCCUGUCUCCCCGUCACAAUCAGCACGCGCUACAUCUCCCAUACAUACUGGCGUAGCGGCGCCCGACUCGACCUCUUCCUCAGAACCUGCGAGUGCACCUGUGACCAACGCUCGACAGCCAAGCGAUACAAAACCUGUAUUGCUUGUUGUCCCAGUGCCGAAGCCACUGUUGAGUACACCCCCAUCUCUGGCACCGAAGAUUUUGCCUGAUCCGCGUCACCGCCAUCCGGAGUUCUGGCACAUGGACGGAUCGAUCGUCCUCCAGGCGGAGAAUAUUUUGUUCAAGCUGCACCGCUCGCGUCUCAUACAACACUCGCCACUGUUUGCCGCUGUCCUAUCCGCGGAAAAAAAGAACAAUAACGACGUUGAAUUUAACUCCACCGACAUUAUCGCCGGUAACGGGGAGUUUCUUGACGGAUGCGCGAUCUUCAAGCUGAUGCAUGUGCUGGCGAGGGAUUUCGAGAACCUUCUUCGAGCACUUGAGCGCGGAUAUGAUUUCGUCGUUAAGCCUCCACCUUUCCCGGUGGUCGCUUCCAUACUCCGUACUGCACAUUCACUUUCCUUUGCGUCUAUCUCGCAGUUCGCGACGCACGUUCUUGAGAACAUGUGGCCAAACGACAUCGCGCGCCUUUCUACGAAGCCCAAGUUGCAUGCCGCCGAGGCGAUUUUGCUUGCACAAGAGUGUAGAGUCUCUAGUGUGCUCAAACACGCAUACUAUGACUUACUUCGGACAAGAGCGUUUGGGGCGAGUAUCCCGACUGUUAACGACGAUAUGUACCUCGAUCAGUCGCCAAGGUCGGACACGUCUCCGAAGGCUCAGUUUUUGUGUUCAGACCAGUUGGUGCUCAUGGUCGUCGUGCGUGAGCGUCUCCAGUCCGAGUGGAUUCACAUCAUGCGUGGACCACCCAAGUUGUCGGCGUGCGCGCUCGAGCGCCGCCCUCCUACGGAACGCGAGCGCGUUGACGGCAUGCGACAGCAACUCGAGCGCUGCAAAACUGCUACAUCUAAAAUGGCACGAGAUUGGAGCAUGCUACUGGCGAAGACGCGCGUAUACGAAAUAGGGUUGUUCGACAUUCUCGGCGGCCUUGAUCUUCUCCUGAACGAGAAUUGGAGAGGUGCAGGAUUCUGCCGAGGCUGCGUUGAAGCGCGAAAGAUAUGGACGGACAAGAAGCGGCAGAUCUGGGAUAACUUAGACGACUGGCUCGGAUUAUCUUCUGCCGAUAACACUUGA